Lactuca virosa is the source of this 1368-nucleotide messenger RNA. The record is from the annotation of a GenBank genome assembly. NCBI's taxonomy places the organism in Eukaryota, Viridiplantae, Streptophyta, Magnoliopsida, Asterales, Asteraceae.
CUUAUUUUGAUUAAACUUUCCUCAUAAGGCUUACAUUUUUACUUUUCUUGAUCUUCGUUAUUCUUUAUUCUUUACAUGAGUUGCGUUUUGAAUCAUUUCAAGAAAUAGAGUCUUAUAAUCAUGUUUUUCAGUUUCUAGAUUUUGGAGAUGGAGUCUUGGACCUUCGAUUCUAAAGCUAAAAUGGGGUCCUUGGAUUGGGAAUCCAAAUCUCCAUUUAUCUUUGAGAACAAUAUGGUUUUUUCAAAUAACGCAAUGUGCAUUGAGAAUCAAGGAUUUGGAGAGAUUUGUUUCCCUCAAAUCGUCGGGAACUCAUUGUCGAGUCCUAUUAUGGGUGCCACUCACAAUAAAUUUCUUGAAGAACAUGAAUCAAGUUCUGAGCUGUUGAGUUCUGUUGUCGAGUCAAAUCAACUACUUGAUCUUACUACACACGUGGCAUCUAAACAGAAACGAACCAUGGUUUUCAAUUCUUUGUCACCAUUAUGCAAAGUUCAUGGCUGCAACAAGAGCCUUGUCUCUUGUAAAGAUUACCAUAAGAGACAUAAAGUGUGUGAAUUACACUCAAAAACAGCUAAAGUCAUCGUGCAUGGAGUCGAACAAAGGUUUUGUCAGCAGUGUAGCAGGUUUCAUUUGUUGAAAGAAUUUGAUGAUGGAAAGAGGAGUUGCAGGAAACGUCUAGCUGAUCAUAAUGAGCGGCGAAGGAAACCUCAUUCUAGUCGCCAUGGGAGAUUGCUUCCACCAUAUCAUCCAACAGGCACCAAGGUUAAAAGAUCCACAAAAACAAGGGCAAGAUCAUCUAUAAUAGAUGUAGAUCAGCACCCAUCAGUUUAUGUCGAUAAUGAUGAAUACAUACAAGCAUCAAAUUCCCAUUUAUUUCCGUUUGUUAAUAAGGAUCAAUCAGGUGGUGAAGAGGACUUCAUUACCAUGGAUUCAACGUGUGUUCUCUCUCCUCUGUCAUCUCAAUCACAUGGUUCUUCUUCAUGUCAUUCAUCAAGAAACCCAACAUCAUGGACACACGCACUGAAUCAGAAUACCCAUCUAGCGUCUGGAGUGUUAAAUAACAUGAACCCAUUAAUGGUGGGUUCUGAAUAUAUAAACUCUGAGAAUCGGCUAUGGUGUGAUGAGGUGUCUACUGUCGACUUGCUUCACCUAUCAUCACAGCUUGAGCGAGUGGAGCUUCAUAAAUAAAUAUGGUUAUAUUGUAGAGGUGUCUACUGUCGACUUGCUUCACCUAUCAUCACAGCUUGAGCCAGUGGAGCUUCAUAAAUAAAUAUGGUUAUAUUGUAGCGAUUGAAUCUGCAGAAAGCUUCAUUUUCACCAUUUGAGUUGUUAGUUGUUAUGGUAGAAAUUUAAGAUGGUUAUAUUGUAGCG